UCAGUGUGUGUGUGUGUGUGUGUGUGUGUGUGUGUGUGUCUCCUCCUCCUCCAAACAUGGCGCUGGCCCGCAGCUCUGUCGACGCAGAGCGGGACAUGAGGAGGACCAGCAGCGGGCAGCAGCUCAGUCUGGACGGACUUUAAAAACUCUUUUUUCAAACCAGCAUUCACUUCAGACUGUCCCCGCUUCCAUCCGGAGACUCUUCAGACUGUCCCCGCUUCCUCCAGCAGCUUCUGGACACGCUGACGCGUCACGGCCGCGCGCGUAACGGAGAGCCCACCUGUCCGACGAAGGUAGAUUUCAGUCCGUGCGCUCGAGGAUGUGAAUCUGCCUGAUUGGACCGAGAUCACGGAGCAGAGCGAGCACACAGGCGGGGAAGUGAAGCUCGCAGCCGGAGCUGGAAGCAUGUGCAGCCCCGUGAGGAGCGCACACACUCAGGCCGAGGAGGAGUGAGUGUUUCCCGGGGAAGAAAAACAACUUUUUCCGCUCUGCGCGCCGAGAGAGGAUGGAUGGAGAACAUUCUGCACUGUCAGGGGUGGAGAGGGACAGAGACCGGCUGCCCCCGAUCUACACCAGCUCCCCUCCAACUGGUUUUGUCCGUGGAGCGAAGCAGCCGUUUCCGUCUCUGGGCUCCUUCAUUUCCACGCUGAGUCAGCGCAGGGACGCCGGGGGGCGGGGCUUGGCCGGCGGCGGCAUGACGGGCACCCUGAGCAGCACCCAGUGGCUCCGACACGGGAGAGAGCUGCCGCCGAUCUGCAGCGAUGUUCGUCAGAAGCAGCGUCUCUCCAUCGACACUUUGCCCCCAGAGGUCAAAGCUCCGUUCCCCUCCGACCCCGUUAUCCCGCUGCGCACCAAGACCACCAAGGAGUUUCAGGAGGACAUGGACCGUGCCGUCCAAUCCGGCGACUGGAGGGAAGUCCGAGAGUUUUACCUGACCACGUUCGACUCCUUCAUAGAAAUCAACGCUGCCUUCAAGCGAGAGGCGAAUGGAUCAUUUAACACCAUAGACGACUCAGGAGUCAACGCCAAGUUUGUGAACGCCGUGUACGACGCGCUGCUCAGCACGCCUCAGGACAUCCAGAAGUCGGUGUUGAAAGGAAUCAUCAACAGCCUGCUGAGGGAGUGGAAAGGGCCUCGGACAAAAGAUGACCUGAGAGCUUACUUCAUCCUCGUUCAGAAUCCUCAGUAUUCCAGCACCAGCACCUACGUGAUCUACGCCCACCUGCUGAGGCAGAUCGCCGCUCUGUCUGAGGCCGACCAUCACUUCCUGGUCCACUGGCUCAAAAAGCUGUCAGCGAGGCGUUUCCGGCAGCUGGUGGAGCGCCUCCUGCAGUUCAUCUCCACCCGUCUGUUUCCUGCAGAACCAGAUGAACUUCCUCCUUUAGCCAAAUGCUCCUGGUGGAUUCCCUCUGCCACCAAAGUGCUCGGCCUGUUCAAUGCAGCCAACAGCGUCUCGUCUCCUCCCAUCAUGCCUUUCACCGACUUCUACAACAUCACUCUGGAGCACAUCGACUUCAUGGAGGAGUACCGGACCUGGCAGAACUACGGCAACUCGAACAGGUUUUCCUUCUGUCAGUUUCCCUUCAUUCUCUCGACAGUGGUGAAGAAAGCCAUCAUCCAGAAAGACUCUGAGCAGCAGAUGAUCAGUCAGGCCAGGCAAAGCCUGGUCAGUAAAGUUUCUCGCAGGCAGAGAGUGGACAUGAACCUUCUGUUCCUCAACAUUAAAGUACGACGAGCACAGCUGCUCAGCGACUCACUGGAUGAGUUGACGAGGAAGCGGUGCGACCUGAAGAAGAAGCUGCGGGUGACGUUUGUCGGGGAGGCGGGUCUCGACAUGGGCGGCUUGACGAAGGAGUGGUUCCUGCUGCUGGUCCGACAGAUCUUCCACACAGACUACGGAAUGUUCACCUACAUGAAGGACUCGCGCUGCCAUUGGUUCAGCAGUUGGAAGUGUGACAACUAUUCUGAGUUCCAGUUGGUCGGGACUCUGAUGGGCUUAGCCGUGUACAACAGCAUCGCUCUGGACAUCCACUUCCCCCUCUACUGCUACAGGAAGCUGCUGACUCCACCUACUGCCCCAUGUGACCAGAAUGCCCUCAUCGGCAUGGCGACCGCCUCCCUGGAUGACCUGCAGCAGAUCAUGCCGGAGCUGGCUCAUGGUUUGGGAGAGCUGCUGAGCUACGAAGGAAACGUAGAGGAGGACUUCUACCUCAGCUUCCAGGUGCUCCAGGAGGAAAUGGGCGUGGUCAAAUCUUACAACCUGAAGCCUGGAGGAGACAAAAUCUCCGUCACGAAGCAGAACAGGAAGGAGUACGUCCAGCUCUACGUCGACUUCCUGCUCAAUAAAUCCAUUUCGAAACAGUUUGCUGCCUUCUACCACGGCUUCCACAGCGUGUGCGCCUCUGAUGCUCUCAUGCUGCUGCGUCCGGAGGAGGUGGAGAUGUUGGUGUGCGGGAGUCCGGAGCUCGACAUGAGCGCUCUGCAGAAAGCUGCUCAGUACGAAGGAUACGGCAAGACGGACACCACGGUCCGGUGUUUCUGGGACGUGGUGUUGGCGUUUCCUCUGGAGCUGCAGAAGAAGCUCCUCCACUUCGCCACAGGAAGUGACCGCGUUCCUGUCGGAGGAAUGGCCGACCUCAACUUCAAAAUCUCCAAGAUCGACGUCCCGACUGACUGGCUCCCGAUCUCUCACACCUGCUUCAACCAGAUCUGUCUGCCUCCGUAUCGAAACAGGAAGGAGCUCAAACACAAACUCACCAUCGCCAUCUCCAACGCCGAGGGCUUCGGCCUGGAGUGACCGACCCACCACCUCCACCACCUCCACCACCUCCAACACCUCCACCACCUCCAACACCUCCAACACCUCCACCACCUCCACCCCACACACGAGUCUCUGUGGUCAGACAGAACGACUGUGACUCAGCAGUUUAUUAGUUCAGCUCUUCAUCAUCACUUCUUCUUCUUCUUCUGACUGCCAGCUUCCAUUUGUACAUGGAGGUGUUCACCUCGCCCUCUUCAGCUCCAGCAGCUUCUCAAUGCUGGUGGUCCCUCAUCUUCAGUGUCCAGCGUGUCCUCACUCAUGGACUCAACAUAGAAAGAGGAAGUGUGGAAGGAUGAGGACUGAGACACAGAGACAGAUUGAUGGAUGAAAUGUUCAGUGUGUUUGAGCUCCUCAGAAACCUCGUUUCUUCUCAGGUAACUAUCACUCAUAUCUAACAGAGGAGAUGAACCGGGGUCACGGCAUCAGUCCAGACUCAGUCCAGACUCAGUCCAGACUCAGUCCAGAUUCAGUCCAGACUCAGUCCAGACUCAGUCCAGACUCAGUCCAGUCCACACUAACAUGAAUCUUAAACCACACAGCAGAUCUGAGGUUUAUCUAUAAAUCAGUAAUCUGUAAUAAUAUAAGCUAUCACUCAAGCUUGGUGUCAUGAGAAGCUUCUGUCUGACAUUGCUGCCUGUUGUCACUGACCUAAAGGCUGCAGCACCUUUUGUUUUAAUGUUGUAAUAUGAAGCAGAGCUGAUGAUUGACAGCUCGGUGUUUGUUUAUGUUGUCAUAUUUUGAGAUGACGAGCAGAUGUUGAUGUCAGAGCCCGUCUGUUCCAGUUUAUUAAAUCCUAGAAAAAUCAGAGAAGCUUCGAUGAAGCACUCGGUGCUCAAACAUGGAGAUAUGAAAAGUCGGAACAAUGCAGAGAUCUGCAGCAGAAUCCUCAGUUUAAACUUUGUUCAAUAGAAAGUCUCUCCUCCUGCCGGUGAACGUGUCCGGAUCAGACCAGAAUCCUUUGUGCAUGAAUCAGGUUUAACGACACGUCGAGCUGCGUAAUUCAACUCAAACUAGUUUAUCUGUGUGAAACCUGGAAGCUCAGCUCGCCUCCCCCUCCUCUCCUCACUGAGGCAGCUUUCUGCUUUACGUAACGUUACGUAAGUCGGCUUACUGGACUGUAACCACGGUGACAGGGCAUGAGGACUGCACAGUAGAUUUGAUGGAGAAGUUUGAUCCCCUGCGGUCGAGGACACGCUUUGAGAACGUCGUGGUGACUUUAUCAGCAGACAGGGAAGUUCAGGAUUUCUGCUUUGAAACACUCAGCAGACUCUGACAUCAGGUCGCCAUGCAAGAGAAAUGCAGACGUUACUGAGCAACAGUGAGGCAGCUCGUAUCCGUCUGACCCGGGUCACUCACUGAAAAGGAGAGGAGGAGGAGGAGGAGGAGGAGGAGGAGGAGGAGGAGGGAUCCUUUCUGUUAGUUAAAGACACGUCCAGACAGACGAGGCUCGUCCACGUUCAUGUCACGUCUGUAAAACCUGGGACGUGUUUGUAGGAUUAGAGUGUUGAUGUAUUUGUGGAUGUGUUGAUCUGACCCCAGGUCUGUCUGCAUGUGAAGGGACCAAACUGUGUCGGGUUAUACAGUGGGAUGGACGGCAGCGCAAAGACCUGAUUGGUCCGUUUGAAAAUAGUUCAGAUGGAUUCAGAGGAUUGUUGAGAUGUAAUUAUUUUCACCUGUCACUCAUAAAGUCGUAUUGUAUUUUCAUGGUUUGAUUAUUUAACACAUCGGGUCGGGUCAGACUUUCUCUCUCUGGAGGGAACGACCUCACGUGACCCGUUUCUGAGAUGUCUUAUAUAAUGUCUGUAUGUACUGCAGCGUCUCCACACAGUGUUUACUGUGCAGUAAAGGCCGAGGGC
Messenger RNA from Larimichthys crocea (large yellow croaker), 4677 nucleotides. RefSeq names its product HECT domain containing 2 (gene hectd2). Gene Ontology annotation, biological process: protein polyubiquitination. Gene Ontology annotation, molecular function: ubiquitin protein ligase activity. The coding region runs from base 506 to 2797 and encodes 763 amino acids. The transcript has 22 exons. The record is from RefSeq and is a predicted model, not a curated record. NCBI's taxonomy places the organism in Eukaryota, Metazoa, Chordata, Actinopteri, Sciaenidae.